AUGUACAACGUCUCCCCCUUCCCAGACUUUGAGGAUGCACAAAAAGUCCACCAGUACAUCCAGGACAGGCGCGUUAUCGGCUACGACCCACUCGUCCAACCUGCUCUCUUAAGACAUGAAAUCGUCUCUUCAAAGAACUCACAAAGGACAAUCGCUUCAGCUCGUUACAACGCCGCCCGCAUCCUCGCAGGCCACGACGAUCGCGUCCUCGUCGUCGUCGGGCCCUGUUCAAUUCAUUCGCCAGAACAAGCGCUCGAGUAUGCCCACCUCCUCAAAGCAAAGCUGAAUGACUGGCCUAAUCUCCUCAUCGUCAUGCGCGCCUACUUCGAGAAACCCCGUACCACCGUUGGAUGGAAAGGCCUCAUCAACGAUCCAGACAUUGAUGGAUCCUUCAAGAUCAACAAGGGCCUGCGCAUCGCUCGCCAACUUCUCUGUGACCUCACCGACCUUGGCGUCCCUGUCGGCUCAGAACUCCUGGACACAAUCUCGCCACAAUACAUCGCCGAUCUCAUCUCCUGGGGCGCCAUCGGUGCCCGAACGACCGAAUCCCAACUCCAUCGCGAACUCGCAUCUGGCGUCUCUUUCCCCAUCGGUUUCAAGAACGGAACAGAUGGGAGCGUCUCCGUCGCCAUCGAUGCCAUGUCCUCGGCCUCAAAUCCCCACGCCUUCAUGGGUGUAACAGAGCAGGGCCUCGCAUCCAUCGUCAAAACCCGCGGGAAUCAGGACGUGCACGUCAUCCUUCGUGGUGGAACUGGUGGUCCCAAUUACGCCUCAGAACACGUCCGCAAAGCCGUCGCCGUCAUUGAGAAAAAAUCAAAAGGAAAGGAAGAUGGUAAAAUACCCAGCGUUAUGAUCGACUGCAGUCACGGAAAUUCACUCAAGAAUCACAACAACCAACCCAAAGUGCUUUCCGACAUCGCAGAGCAACUUGCCGCCGGUGAGAAGAAUAUUACGGGUGUCAUGAUCGAGUCGCACAUCCACGCUGGCCGACAAGAUGUCCCCGCUGACGGCCCAAGCGCGCUCAAAUGGGGUGUGAGUAUCACGGACGCGUGUGUCGACUGGGAUACAACCGUCAAGAUGCUCACAGAACUGGACGAAGCUGUGAGUAAACGGCGUGAAACCCUGAUUGCUGAGGGCUUCAAGCGUCCCGCUGCUUUCGAGCUCGCGCAGGCCGCAGAUGUUUCUGCCCCACCCCAAACCGCAGAAGCUACUGUGCAAACACAAGCUCUAGACGCUCCAGUGUCAACCUCAUGA
Laccaria bicolor S238N-H82 is the source of this 1254-nucleotide messenger RNA. RefSeq lists its product as uncharacterized. Gene Ontology annotation, molecular function: 3-deoxy-7-phosphoheptulonate synthase activity. The coding region runs from base 1 to 1254 and encodes 417 amino acids. The transcript has 6 exons. Gene Ontology annotation, cellular component: cytoplasm. Gene Ontology annotation, biological process: aromatic amino acid biosynthetic process. The record is from RefSeq and is a predicted model, not a curated record. Lineage: Eukaryota; Fungi; Basidiomycota; Agaricomycetes; Agaricales; Hydnangiaceae.